This is a messenger RNA of Cladocopium goreaui, 9876 nucleotides long. The record is from the annotation of a GenBank genome assembly. NCBI's taxonomy places the organism in Eukaryota, Dinophyceae, Suessiales, Symbiodiniaceae.
AUGGAGGGCUUGUGGGAUGCUUUGAGAGCGUCAGGGCAGGGACUCCUGGCUAGCACAUUGCUGCGCCAUGGUGUGCGUAGUGUUUCCGAUGUCGCUUUGAAAUCCUCCGUUCUGCAAGAGAAUGGUGUUCUCCAAUGGCAGAUUGAAGCCAUUUUGGCGGCGGGGCCCCAGCAGGCGGGGUCCCCAGCCCAAGUGAGGGCUGAUUUGCCAGUUGCCUUUCAGGGGAAGAGGGCAAACCUUUCAGCAGCCUUAGAGGCUGCGCGACCAAAUCAGCGGGCUCGCAGUUUAGCCGCCCUUGACGAAGAUGUCUUAGCUCGGAGCACGGCUCCAGCUCACGAGUCACGUCUUCGGACGUAUCAGGCUGUUUGCAAGGCUUGGGAUCUGGAGCCUUUUCCGCUCUCCAAUGAGAACGUUCGAGCUUUCGCUGCGAGUCUGAAAGCAGGUGGAUACAGAAGCGCUGCCGUGUAUUUUCAAUCCAUUUGCUCACACCAAACCAGGCAUUUGCACCUUCCUGUUGACUCGUUGCUUCGGCAUGUCAUUCGAGACUGUCUGCGUUCAAUUUUGCGUGGACUUGGAGCUCAACGUUUAAAGGAGUCCUUCGACGCUAUGCGACUCAAUGAUUGCUCUUUCAGUUUUGUCGAUGAAGCUUUCAGUUUUGAUCAAGUUAGCCACUGCCGAGAUCUUUGCAUUAUCGGAUUGUGGUACAUGUUACGUGAGUCGGAGUUAGCAUCAGCUCGGCUCAGUCAUUUGACCUUGACUGACUCUGAACUUCGCUUGCUGAUUCCAAUCCACAAAACCGAUUGCUAUGGUCAGCUCUGUGAACGAGUGCUGUCUUGCUCCUGCAGGGUCCGACGACACAAUUUAUGCGUCUGGCAUGCGGCAGAGCGCCACCUCAUCAGGGAUCCUUCAGGGAAAGACAUUCAACGUUUCCACGGCCACGUUCUACGUGUCAGUGGAGCGCAGAUGUUGUUCGCAGCUGGUGUGCAUCUACAGCUCAUACAGCUGCUGGGGAGAUGGACAAGCAUGACCAUCUUGCGCUACACGCAGCAAGCUGGCCUCAAUCUGCUGCCGAGCAUCCCUGAUGUGGUGCUGAACAACCGGCCUGAUGUUGGUUCGCUGGCGAUUGCGCCUGCCGUGGGCCCUCAAGUUGAUUCAGAUGCGUUGAGCCGUGCUGCUCCCAGGAUCUCAAACGAGUCCUCCAGAUCGGGCGCUUCUUCUUCUUCCAGGACCUCGACAUCCGGGGACAUCACUGCUUUGCGUGCCGAGCUUCAGAUCCUCAAACAAGCAGUGAUCAAGCCGCCUGCAGCAUAUGUCAUUCGCUCCAGGUCCAAGAUUGUCCACCUGGGCUGCCCGCAUGAACUCAGCAACCCACCUAGCUCGUGGCGUUCACGGUGUGGAUGGGCCUAUGGUCAGGCAAACUUUUUGAGGGUCAGUGAGAUUUCUGAUCCCCUUAGGGCCUGUCAGAAAUGUUUUGAUCGGAAUGCAGAUUCCGGUUCCGAUGUUCAGAGCUCUGGUUCGGGCUUUUCUGACCUGGAUCUGUUUGUGGAAGCAGCGGCAGGGGAUGUCAUUCGUUCCUAUUUUGCAGACAGAGCCAUCAAGACCACUGCUACUUUGGCCCUGCUUGCCAAAGAUGAAGACCACCUCUCAUCGGUUUUGAUCACACCUUUGAUGAGUGGGUGGGAGAAACAGGAUGGAUCCAGGAUCAGCCUAGCCGAGGCUGAAAAGCCAAUUGCAGAAGCCAUCUUGAAGCAUCUCUGGAAUGAAGCCAAUAGCUCUUGGCAGGCUCAGAUGACCUUGCGGCAUGCUCCUCCAGUCACUUCAGUUCCUGGCGCCAUUUCGCUAGCAGCAGCGAAUCCAGUGGCCGAGGAGAAGAUUCCGAGGCAGUUGCCUCCCGGUGUCUGGGCCAAUUUGCUCCAUGAGUACCAGACUUUUACUGCGGCUGGCGAACCAAACCCAUUGGCCAAGAAGGAUCGCAGCACUACCACGUUGUUGCUCAACGAUGCCAAGCUCGUAGCUGCCCCUGAAGAAGCGUGGCAACCACGCAGUGUUUUGGCAGUGCUGGAUGGAUUAGCUUCCAUCCGUUGGUGCUUCAUUCUGUUGAAACUUGGGAGUGAGCAGGCAGUCCACUCCUAUUUUGAUUGGCUGACCAGACUGGUUCGAUCGAGACCUCAAAAGACCGAACAGUUUGGGCAAUUCUUCAUCACUAUCAGUUGGAAGUUGGCCACCGCAAUGAGAAGUGGCCAGUCCUUUGAUGCUGCGGCUAGCCUCUUGAUGAAAGACUUGGAUAUUUUCAGUGAGUGCAUGUCACGAGAGGCAUCUUCUUCGACCAAGAAGUCCAACAAUACCGAGAAGACUGGACCUCAGAAAGGUUCCGGCAAAGGAGGGGGCAAGUCCAAGUUUGGCCAAUACAGGAUAUCCCAACCACGUGCCGAGGCCUCCCCAGUUUCGGGCAAUGACAUCAUUUUGCUGAGCUGUUUUGAUGGUAUUGCAACGGCUGCUCAUGUUUUGACACAGAUGUUUGGCACGCUUUUCCUCUUUGUGGCUUGGGAGGUUGACCCCGAAUGCUUGCUCAUCACAAAGCGCCACUUUCCACAAGUAGUGGCCAGAGGCGAUUUCAUGUCUGAUCCUGCUGCUGAUGUAGUGUCUCUGGUCUCUGAGUACGACCCACAAGGCAACAAAUUGAUAUUGUUUGUUGGAGCUCCACCGUGUCCAGACUUUAGCGCGAUUCGCCCUGAUGCACCUGGCCGUUCAGGACCAGAAGGACAGAAGUUUUCCCAUUAUUGCACCUGGUGUCGUGAGGUUGAGUCUGUUCUUCCCCACCAUCGAGUGGGCUACCUGGUGGAGAACGUGAUUUUGCAGGAUCGUGGUGAGGCGGAUUUUUUCUCCAACGCGUUGGGUUGUCAGACAGUUGCAGUUGAUGCAUCAGAUUUCGGAUUGAUCAGUCGUCCUCGGCUGUGGUGGAGCCGCGUUGAUUGGCACACUGUAAAUUCAUAUCCAGGGUCUGCCAAGCCUUUGCGUUGGACCAAGCUGCAUAAAUUUCCCCGUCUGCAUGUGGACUGCGAUCUUCAGCAUGCGUCAUCGUUGGACCUUGAUGGCAAACAUCUGGACCCCCGGGUUCAACGACAUGAGCUGUGCGUCCCUUGCUUGACCACUCCUUCGCCUUCCGCGUCUGGACGGGCGGCUCCGAAGCGAAUGAAAGGGAAGUUGGACCCAUACACCAAAACCCGCUGGCUGGAGGAUCAUCGCACCUAUGCUCCAUGGCAGUAUGAACCGCAUGCUCUACUGCAUGAUGACCAGGGCAACAUGCAGGUGCCCACUGCGGAGUGCAAAGAGCAACUGCAUAUGCUACCAAAAGGCUACACUGCCAUUGAUGGAGUCCACGAUCGAAGCCGCCACCGAGUUCUGGCAAAUGGAUGGCAUUGUGGCGUCGCCCGCUUUCUUUUUCAGUUUGUCUUGGCAGCGAUGGUCACAGGCUCCGCUUCCACGACUUUGAAACCACCUCCACGACAGAGCACGUUGCAAUGGGUGGAACAGUUGAUGCGGGUCCAAACGGCACAUGUUGGACCAGGUUUCUGGCCCACUCAGCCAAUUUGUGUGGCUCCUUCACGAGACAUUUGGGAUCAUUGGCACAAUGCCACCACUGCGGAUCACCCUUUGCAUUUUCCUGCCAAGAUUGCACCUGGUUUUGUUCAAUGCUUGAAAUUUCAGUUUGAUUGGCGUCAUGACUUGGUUCGCAUCCGUGACGAACUGGCUGUCGAAAUUCACACGAUGGUCGAUGAGUGGGCCGACCACACCCAUGAUUGGUGGUUGAAGUUGUUGAAUCAUCCGCGUAUUGACAAGCAUGCUGACACCAUGUUAAAAGAGCUCAUUGAAGAACUUCGGCUAGGACGUAUGGGAGGCCCUUUUCUGGCUCCCACUUGGUGGCCUUGCAACACAGCAGAGCUCCCUGAUCGCUACAAUAUUCCUUUGCCAGAUGAUGAGAUUUCUGCAUCUUUUUGUUUUAGCGUCGAACAAAGUGACAAAAUCCGACGCUGUGAAGAUUUCAAGCACAGCUUUCUGAACAGUACAGUAUGUGUACACGAUACCCCACAUCAUGAUGAUCUUUCCGUUUUCGUUGAACUUAUCCGUGCUCAUUUUGAUUUGCAAAUUCAAGCCCAAGCCUGGGCACAGGACCUGGAUGGUGCGUAUCGCCAAUUUCCACUUCGCGAUCCACGCGAUGGCUUUUGUAUCCUUCAAUUGGGUUCAGGCCCUUUGCUGCUUCAACAUCAUGCACUGAGUUUCGGCGCUGUCUCUUCAGUUUGGGGAUUCAAUCGGGCAGCAGAUGCUUUAUGUUUCCUGGCUAGACGUAUUUUUCAGAUUUGCGUGGGUCAUUUUGUUGACGAUUUUGUUGGUAUUGAAAAUUCCCAGACCAUUCAUAGCGGCUUUGAUGCGUUUAGCGCGGUUUUCCGAUGCUUUGGCCUCAACAUGAAAGACAAGAAAUCCCUUGCGCCGAGUUCCCAUCAGAAGAUUUUAGGCGUCAUGGUUCACAUUCGAGAUUCUGAUAUUGUUUUGAGCCCACACCCUGAUCGCUUGGAGAAGCUUCGUAACGCUUUGCUGAAGAUUCAGACGCAACAGUUUUUGAGUGUCCUGGAAGCACAACGCAUUGCUGGCAAGCUGGUAUUUCUCACGAGCAGCUUGUUUGGACAGCUGGGCAAAUCUGCAAUUCAUCCUUUUUAUGUUUUUGCACAUUCUGGCGCAAAGGAUGUUCACCAUGAUGCGUUGCCAGUUGCGAUGAACUGUGCUAUUCGUACCUUGUUGAUGCUUUUUGAUGCCCUUCAACCACGUCUGAUUUCCACCAGGGUAUUAAGCCGACCUGGAGUCCUGUACACUGCGCAACUCGAAGCCUUGGAAGUGAAGCCCGAGAAGCCCAUGGAUAGGGACUAUCCGGUCCCAUCUUGGCUCACGAACUCUGAAGGAACGAUGAAUGUGGCGGUGGUGGGCAAUUCGGGCGUGGGAAAGUCUCUUCUCAUCAACAAGAUGCGGCGCUUGAAGCCCGGCGCUGCUGAGUGGGCGCCCACAGGGGUCAAAGAAACCACGCUGCGACCCAUGAUGUACACCUUCCCUGGCAUCGACAAAGUGAGACUGUGGGACCUUCCCGGAGCUGGAACCCCCGGCUUCCCAAAGGAGAACUAUUUGCGCGACAUGGGCUUGCGGCACUUUGAUUCUGUGCUGAUUGUGACUGCAAACCGCUUCACCUCGACAGAGGUGAUGUUGCGAGAGGAACUUGAGAGGUACACAGUGCCGUACUUCAUGGUCAGAACGAAGAUUGACCUUGACAUUUGGAACAACAAGGAGGACAACAAGCUCGAGGAGGCAGUGACCCUGAAGAACAUUCGGGAUGAGCUGGUACAGCAUGGAGUGGGGGUGAGCCAGAUCUAUCUGGUUUCUUCGCGCGAACCUGACCGUCGAAAGCCGAGGUUGAACGCUUUUGGAGUGACCCGUGGCGCAUCCUAUGACUUGGGGCGGCAGCCGCUGAUGCCUACGAGUCCCACGGCCCGGAGCAGCAGCGCCGCUGCACGGAAGAAGCCACGCUUGGAUCCACUGGGAUGUUUCUGGCCUUUGUGGUCUGAAUGUGUUCCCCUGACCUCUGGUCGUGAUAAGGGGAUCGACUGGGGCGCCUUGGGUGUGAAUGUCGCUGCGGGGCUCAUCAUGGGGGUCCGAGAGUCGCUGGGUGGCAUCGUUUCGGCCUCGUUGCUCUUCUCCUCCUCGACCAACGUGGAGAUCUCCUCCAUGUUGCAGUUUGGCAUCAGCAUGACGCUGUACACCAUGAGCGUUGGGGUCCUUUGGUAUGCCGUUUUUGGGCGACUGCAAUAUGGAUAUGGCACACAGCAGGACCUCAUCUGUAUCUUGCAAGCGCAGUUGGCUUCCAAGGCGGCAAUGCUUUUGCGGAAAGACGUUGAGAAGAUCCCCGCCACCGUCUUCGCCAUCAUCUGCUUCAGUUCCAUGCUGACUGGCCUGGUGAGCAUUGUAGUCGGGAAAUUGGCCUGGGCCACCUCGAUGUUGAUGAUCCCCAAGCCGGUGGUCAGUGGUUUUUUGGGUGCCAUUGGAGUAGUUGUUUUGCAGGCAGCUCUCAAGACAUCUUCAGGGGUGCCCUUUCACCAUUUCUGGCCAGACAUUGGCUUGAGUGCAUUUUGUGAGUCCCAGGACCGCUUGCUGCAGGUGGGUUGCAUGUUGCUACACUUCAUUUGCAUCCAAAAAGGCCCUGACCUUUGCCACGUGCUACUGCGCACUGGCAAGUAUCCCAAUCGCAAAGAUGCGGUGAAGAAGUAUGCUGGCUUGGUGUGCCAGCUGGCUCCGUUGUUCAUCUUUUACAGUGUGGUCUUUGGUGCGGGCCUGCAGAUGGAGGAUCUUGCAGCUCAUGGAUGGACUUAUCCCAAGAAAGGAAGCAGUGGACCCCUGACCAUCUGGACCUCCUACAGUUUUGCUGAAGUGGAUUUUGAAGUGGUACGCAAGGUGCUGUUUUCCAUGGAUAUCGUGGCAUUAGUGGCCAUGGCAAUCCUCUGCACCAUGCUGGGCGCACUGGCGAUCACUGGGAGGUAUCCGACGGGACCCAGUGGUGAUCCACAGCCCGAUGAUCCUUUGGAUUUCAAUGCGGAACUGAUUACGGUGGGUGCUGCCUCCCUUUUCUUGGGCUGCACUGGUGGGAAUUUGGUCUUUCACAAAUUCUCUGUGAUCCAGCUGAGGGAGGAUGGUGGUACUCACCGGGUGGCUGUGCUGACCAUCGCCCUGGUGGCCGGGAACUUGUUUGUCUUCGGGUGUCCCAUUGGUGCCUACGUUCCCAAGUGGUUCCUGGGCGGUUUGUUCAUGAACACCGGAUGGUCCUUCCUGAGGAAGACACUCUUGUCCUAUCAGACCUUGACCACUUUCAACUGGAGAGGCUUGCAUUUAGUGUCACCCCAAUAUGGUAUUUCAACCUGUUGCGUGGUGAUGGCCCUAUACUUCAGUCCCACGACUUCCAUCAUGGCGGGGCUUUGCUUGAGCAUCUUGUUGUUUGUCCUCGACGGGAUGACUACCUCCCCCCUCAGCAGCGUGGUGGACGGACAGAAUGUGGUGAGCCGGACCAAGCGGCCCUGGUGGGAGAUGAAUGUGCUCGCUGCAGAGGGAGAUCGGAUACGACUUCUCUACUUGCAGGGCCAGCUUUUCUUCGGAUCCAUGUUGCAGUUGACCGCCAACUUGGAAGCUGCAGCUGCAGAUUCCAGGAUCGAGUUUGUGAUUUUAAGCUAUGGCCGGGUGCCUUUCAUAGACCCCUCAGCGGCGGAGAACAUCAAGCUGGCACAAGAUAAAAUGACUAAAUUCGGGUGCCACGUGAUUCACUGCAGAAUGAAUGAGCAGGUCUUUGGGACCUUGACUGCAGCUGGUGCGGUCCGACGACCCUCAGAGGACCUGUUGAAGAGGAUUGAAACCUUGGGAUGGAGGGUUCAAGGAGUAAAACCUGCUGGACUUCCAAGUACCCAGGUUGAACACCCAGAUGCAUUUUUUCAUGAGACGGAUUGCUUGGACUAUUGCAAUGAGUAUGUGGUCCAGAACUUCAGCUACGAUGUCGCUGUUCCUACCCUACCUCUUGAACCAUACAUGCGUGAAUAUCGGGCAGUGAUCCGCAACGAGAUGCCUCGCUUGUCGGAGAAUGCCUUUGAGAGGAUGAAUGACUUACCCGCAGGGGUCCUGAAGCAACUUCGGCAGUUCUGCGAGGUGCGACUCGAUGAGCCUCCGGGCAGGAACCUCUCGGACGAACUGCCCAAUAUGUCCAGAGCGAUGUGUUUCAUUUUCAAAGGUGCCCUUUCCUUGGUGAAGAUUGUUCCAAUGGUCGAAAAGCCCGACAAGCUCGAUACGCACGCGUUCAGCUUCAGACGUGGAAAGCGGCUCUUGUCGAGGUAUCCUCCAGGUCAUGUGGCGGGCAUCGAGAUGUUCUUCAAAUUUCACAAGCAGCGCAUAGAUGAAGAUCUUCAACCCAAAUUGAUUCUGGACAUGCUUCCGAUAUCAACCUACAAGACCCCCAACCCGCUCAUCCAGGUACAACGUUCUCAGGCAAACCAGCAGUUCUUGUGCGAGUUCCUGGCCCAAUUCUGUGGGAAGCUUCCAAAUGACAGCGAGAUGGAGGAGAAACGACAGCAAGAAAAGGCAGCCAGCAAAGAAAGCGAAGGCAAAGAUGAAGGUGGCAAAAAGUCAGAGACGAUUGACAACAUGGAGACCCUUGUCUACUUGCCUGAUACUCAAGACCUUUUUGAAGGUAGCCUAGAGGAAGAUGAGAAGUACCCGGAUGAUGAAGGAAGCCAAGAGGAUCUAGAGGACCAUGAAGAAAGUGAGUCAGAGAAAGGAGCAGAAGAGGAAUUAUCAGAUUCCGAAGAUCCCGAAGAAGUUGAGGAGCCCAAAGAAGUUGAGGAGCCCCAAGAAGUUGAGGAGCCCCAAGAAGUUGAGAAGCCCGACACGGCUAAAGUGGUUGAGGAGACCGAUAAGGCUGAAGAGGUUCAGGAGCCAGAGAGCCAAGACCAAAAGAAAAGUGAGCAAGGUGAGACCAUGAUGGAUACAGAUGAAGAAGACGAUGAAAAGGCAGCAGCCUUCAGUGACACAAAGGGCCCAAUUGCUCAGGAGCAGUUUGCAUCCAAGGAGCUGGAGGAGAAGGCAGCCGCAGCAGGUGAGUUGGUCAAGAAGACUUCCAACACAACAAAUGACGACAUCGUCCGGGCACAACGCAAAAUGCGCCAAGCUGUGAAAGAAGCAGAGGAGGGUGAGGAUUCAGAAGGUGAAGAUGAUGACCGCAGGCUGAGAGAGCUGGACGAGGAAUCAGAUGAGCGGAGGAGAAACAAAGGACGUGGAAGAGGACGCCCACGAGGAAGAGGAGGAAGAGGUAGAGGGCGAGGAAAGAGAGAAGCAGACUCUGACACAGAGAAGCCUGACAAGAGGUCCAGAAAGAGCCGCAAAUCUGAUGAAGAUGAUGAACACGCCCCAGAUGAGCCUGAAAGGAAAAGUGAAGAAGAUGAGAAGUCUGUUGACAAGAAAGAUACAAGAGCAUACAAACAGAAGCAGAAAGAGCAGGAAGAGAAGGGCAAGACAAAGGAGACCGCAGAGAAGAAGGCUGCUACAAGAAAGACAAAGAAGGCAGAAGAGAAGACAGGCACUGAGAAAAAGGAGCUUGCAGUCAAGAGGGACACCGAGAACCAGACAAGCAAGACUGCAGAAAAGAAGUGUGACAAAGCAAAGGGCGGCCAAGAGGCAGAAGAGCAGGAGAGAGACAAGGUUGAACCGAUGAAAAAGGAUGAAAAAACGAAGAUUGCAGGCACAAAGAAAUCCAAGAAGGCAGAGACGAUUCAGAAGGCUGAGGAGAAGAAACGGAAACAUGCCAUCACCACCGAGAAGAUCGAUGGAACGAAGACAAAGAGACCAAAGGAGGCAGAGAUCCGCCAAGAGGUUCAUGAAAUUGCGGAUGAUGAGGAUUUCUCACCUGAGAAGCCUGACAACCAGCUGGGUGACCCAGACCUCUACCCACCGACCCCAGUUGAAGACAAAAGCGCUACAAAUGCAGAGAUGGUUUCUGAGAAGCCAGAAGCAAAGAGCCAACCAGCCAAUCCCAGGAAAGCAAAGAAGGAAGGUGAAAGCCCAAAGUCUAGAAGCAAGCAAAGUCCCUUGAAGUUGGCAGCCAGUGCUUCAAGGAGGAUGAUGGAGAAGAAGAAUGGAGAUCGAGUAGCAAAGAACUUGGCAGCAGAUUUUGAGCGAAUGGCUCAGAAGCGUGAUGAGAAAAAACCCAAGCGAGUAAAGAAACCGUUGGACACCACAGACCUUGCCACUUAUCAAAAUCACCCACGAAACUUUUGCAAACUGGAGCUCAUUUACAGUGUGUAG